GAAAAAAGAAAGAACGAUGGAAAAAGCCAGUGAAGAAGAUGACAAAGAGACUCUUCUCUCUCUCUAUCACAAACACACAAUUGCCUCCUGCUUCAUUUAAUUGGUUUGAACCGUAGCCCAAUUUCUACCUUUUGAUAUUUAUUUUUCUCACAACAAAACUCCGAUCCCUAGCUCCCUCGAAAUCUCACCACUUCUCUCGAGAAUCUUUCUUUGGAGAGUCCACAAAGAAUCUCUCGGCUUCAAUUUUCAGCAUAAUAUCUAUAAAAGCUCACUCCCUUUUGAUAUAAUCUGACGUAAUCUCAGAGAAUUUCAUCUAAUUCCACAAAAAAAAAACAACAACUCAUGGUUUCCGGAGUCGGCGGCGGCGGAGGAAGCGGCGGGAGUGGCCGCGGCGGCGGCCGCGGCGGAGAAGAAUCCUCAUCAACUCACCGGAGAGAACAAGCUCAAUCCUCAGGUACAAAAUCUCUCAGGCCACAGAGCCAACCACAAACGGAAUCAAUUAGCAAAGCUAUUCAGCAAUACACAGUCGACGCUCGACUCCACGCCGUCUUCGAACAAUCCGGCGAGUCAGGAAGAUCCUUCGACUACUCGCAAUCCCUCAAAACGACGACGUACGGCUCCUCGGUCCCGGAGAAGCAGAUCACGGCCUACCUCUCCAGGAUCCAGCGCGGCGGCUACAUCCAGCCGUUCGGAUGCAUGAUCGCCGUCGACGAGUCCACCUUCGCCAUCAUCGGCUACAGCGAGAACGCGCGGGAAAUGCUCGGCCUCACUCCCCAGUCCGUCCCCAGCCUCGAGAGGCCCGAGAUUCUCGCCAUGGGAACUGACGUCCGCUCCCUCUUCACCUCCUCCAGCUCGGUCCUCCUCGAACGCGCCUUCGUGGCGCGUGAGAUCACGCUCCUGAAUCCCGUUUGGAUCCACUCCAAGUACACUGGGAAGCCGUUUUACGCUAUCUUACACAGGAUCGACGUUGGAGUCGUGAUCGAUUUGGAGCCGGCGAGGACUGAGGAUCCAGCGCUUUCCAUCGCCGGAGCGGUUCAGUCUCAGAAGCUAGCCGUUCGCGCUAUCUCGCAGUUACAGUCUCUCCCCGGUGGAGAUAUCAAGCUGCUUUGUGAUACGGUUGUGGAGAGUGUGAGGGACUUAACCGGAUACGACCGUGUGAUGGUGUACAAGUUUCACGAAGACGAGCAUGGAGAGGUUGUUGCGGAGAGUAGGAGAGAGGAUUUGGAGCCUUACAUUGGUUUGCAUUAUCCAGCUACUGAUAUUCCACAAGCGUCACGGUUCUUGUUUAAGCAGAAUCGAGUGCGUAUGAUUGUUGAUUGCCACGCGACGCCGGUUCUCGUGGUGCAAGACGAUAGGCUGACUCAGUCUAUGUGCUUGGUUGGGUCUACUUUGAGAGCUCCUCACGGUUGUCACUCUCAGUAUAUGGCGAAUAUGGGGUCUAUCGCGUCUUUAGCGAUGGCGGUUAUAAUAAACGGGAGUGAAGAAGAUGGGAGUAGUGUCGCUGGUGGGAGAAGCGCUAUGAGGCUUUGGGGUUUAGUCGUUUGCCAUCAUACUUCUUCUCGAUGCAUACCGUUUCCGUUGAGGUAUGCUUGCGAGUUUUUGAUGCAGGCGUUUGGUUUACAGUUGAACAUGGAGUUGCAGUUGGCUUUGCAGAUGUCGGAGAAACGCGUUUUGAGGACGCAGACGCUGUUGUGCGAUAUGCUUCUGCGUGACUCGCCUGCUGGGAUUGUUACGCAGAGUCCUAGUAUCAUGGACUUGGUGAAAUGUGACGGUGCAGCGUUUCUUUACCACGGGAAUUAUUACCCGUUGGGUGUUGCUCCGACGGAAGCUCAGAUUAAAGACGUUGUGGAGUGGUUGCUUGCGAAUCACGCUGAUUCAACUGGUUUAAGCACUGAUAGUUUAGGGGACGCAGGUUAUCCCGGAGCAGCUGCGUUAGGGGAUGCUGUGUGCGGUAUGGCGGUUGCGUAUAUCACAAAAAGAGAUUUCCUUUUCUGGUUUCGUUCUCAUACAGCUAAAGAGAUCAAAUGGGGAGGCGCUAAGCAUCAUCCAGAGGACAAAGAUGAUGGGCAAAGGAUGCAUCCUCGCUCUUCUUUCAAGGCUUUUCUUGAAGUUGUUAAGAGUCGGAGUCAGCCGUGGGAAACUGCGGAAAUGGAUGCGAUUCAUUCGCUCCAGCUGAUUCUAAGGGACUCUUUUAAGGAAUCUGAGGCAGCUAUGAACUCGAAAACUGCAGAUGGCGCGGUUCAGCCUUAUAGUAUGGCAGGAGAGCAGGGGAUUGAUGAGUUAGGUGCUGUUGCAAGAGAGAUGGUUAGACUCAUCGAGACAGCAACUGUGCCUAUAUUCGCUGUGGAUGCUGGAGGAUGCAUCAAUGGAUGGAACGCUAAGAUUGCAGAGUUGACCGGUCUCUCGGUUGAAGAAGCUAUGGGGAAGUCUCUGGUUUCUGAUCUGAUAUACAAAGAGAAUGAAGAAACUGUUGAUAAGCUCAUUUCUCGUGCGCUCAGAGGGGACGAGGACAAGAAUGUGGAGAUAAAGCUGAAAACUUUCAGCUCUGAACUACAGGGGAAAGCGGUUUUUGUGGUUGUGAAUGCAUGUUCGAGCAAGGACUACUCAAACAACAUUGUUGGCGUCUGUUUUGUGGGACAGGAUGUUACUGGUCAGAAAAUCGUAAUGGACAAGUUCAUCAACAUACAAGGAGACUACAAAGCCAUUGUCCAUAGCCCAAACCCACUGAUUCCACCAAUCUUUGCGGCGGACGAGAACACGUGCUGCCUGGAGUGGAACACCGCGUUGGAAAAGCUCACUGGUUGGUCUCGCAGUGAAGUGAUUGGGAAAAUGCUUGUUGGGGAAGUGUUUGGGAGCUGUUGCAGGCUAAAGGGUCCUGAUGCAUUAACCAAGUUCAUGAUUGUGUUGCAUAAUGCGAUCGGUGGCCAAGAAACAGACAAGUUCCCUUUCCCGUUCUUUGACCGCAACGGGAAGUUUGUUCAGGCUCUACUGACUGCAAACAAGCGUGUAAGCUUCGAUGGAAAGGUUAUUGGGGCUUUCUGUUUCUUGCAGAUCCCGAGUCCUGAGCUGCAGCAAGCUUUAGCAGUUCAACGAAGGCAGGACACAGAGUGUUUCACGAAGGCGAAAGAGCUAGCUUACAUUUGUCAGGUGGUAAAGAAUCCUUUGAGCGGUUUGCGUUUCACAAACUCGUUGUUGGAAGCUACAGACUUGAACGAGGAUCAGAAACAGCUUCUUGAAACAAGUGUUUCUUGCGAGAAACAGAUUUCGAGGAUUGUCAGUGACAUGGAUCUUGAAAGAAUUGAAGACGGUUCGUUUGAGCUAGUUAGAACGGAGUUUUUACUCGGAAGUGUCAUCAACGCGAUUGUAAGCCAGGCGAUGUUCUUAUUAAAGGAGAGAGGUGUUCAGCUGAUCCGUGACAUUCCUGAAGAGAUCAAAUCUAUACAAGUUUAUGGAGACCAGACAAGGAUUCAACAGCUCCUAGCUGAGUUUCUGCUGAGUAUAAUCCGGUAUGCACCGUCCCAUGAGUGGGUGGAGAUCCAUAUAAGCCAUGUUCCGAAGCAAAUGGCUGAUGGAUUCUACGCUAUUCGCACAGAAUUUAGAAUGGCGUGCCCAGGUGAAGGUCUGCCUCCAGAGCUAGUCCGAGACAUGUUUCAUAGCAGCAGGUGGACGAGCCCUGAAGGGUUAGGACUAAGCGUAUGUAGAAAGAUUCUAAAGAUCAUGAACGGUGAGGUUCAGUACAUCCGAGAGUCGGAACGUUCCUAUUUCCUCAUCAUACUCGAGCUCCCGGUGCCUAUGAAACGCCCUUUGUCAACCGCUAGUGGCAGCGGAGACAUGAUGUUGAUGAUGCCAUAGUAGUCACACUUAUAAGUUGGCAGGAGAGAGUUUGUAUCCUUGUUGUAUGUGUGUGUUUGUGUGAGAGAGAGAGUCUAACGACACUGGAAGAGGAUGGAGAGUUUUUGUUUCCGGUGAGAUUAGUAGAGAAGAGGAUAAAGUCAUCUGCAAGACAUGUCCUCUUUUGUUUGCACUGUGUAUAUUGAUAACUCCAAGAGAGGCAAACAAAUCAAAAGAUGAAGUGAUAUUGGUUGACCCAUCCUUUAUAAUUGUAACUCAUAUUAAAAUGUCAAUUACCAUAACCCUUUACAGAUAAUUAACUAGUACAUAUUGAUGAUAGAUUACUGUAAAUCUUUACAGUAAGUUAUAUCAUACUUGUUCUCAUUCAUAUAAGGGCUGCAUAAGGGGUGAGAUAUUCCAAGAAAACACUACUUAGUUGUUAGUACUAGUUACUAGAGAGAUCUAUACUAUAUUAAAAGGGAUAUAUAAUCAUCAGAUAGGACGUCCACGUCAGCUUGAAAAAUCGUCCAAUAGGGAGCUGUUUUUUUCCACGUCACCAUAGCUGAAAUGAGGACUUUCGUAUUGGAUUUCUUAAAAACUUUAUUGGUCCACCCAGCCCAUCUAGAUAAACCUGCUUUCUUCAAGCUUGGCGAGCCUCUCCCGACUCUUCCACUUCAUCUUCUCCAAUCUCUAUCUUUUGUUUUUGCGUUAUCUUCUCCUUCCUCGCUUCUCUCCCAUGAGAAGCCUCUGUCUUUCCUCUCGAUGUCCCUCUCCGUCUCCGAAGCUGCCGCUCCUCCUCCUUUGGCUUCAGCUAUUCCUUUGCCUUUUAUAUCUUCCCUCGGAGAUUUGAUCUACCGCUUCCGUCGACAGUAGAAGAUAAGAACUGUCAGGAGAAAGAUGAAGAUCAGAAUUCCGCCGGCGGCGCUUCCAGCGAUGAUUCCGAUUAGUUUCGCUGUGAUCACAGAUCUUCUUUAUUUUUUUCUUAUCCACCAAUUUCUUGGCAAUUUAGGAAUUCAGAAACAGAAUAUUUCUUAUGGCUAUUUGUUCACCAAUUUGGGAGGUCAGCCAUUUGGUCAAGUCCCAGUUUUACUAGACGGACAUCUAAAGUUGACUGCCUCAUUUAUCCUGAAGACAGGCAGCUCAGAAUGUAAAAAUUGAGGUCAACUGAUGGGCGUCCAUAUGCUGCUGCUAGAUUCCAAGUUUUGCAAAGAGAUUUCCGAAAACCCAAUUCACUCUGCUCCAGUUGCAACCAAAGGCAUAAGCGUCAAUGAACCUGUAAUAUGGAUGGUUUUGGGAGAGGUGAUGCCCGACCGAAGCGUUGUUGGUUGGAUUCUUAGGGAUGUGAAGGGAGAAACCUGCUUUCUUCAAGCUUGGCGAGCCUCUCCCGACUCUUCCACUUCAUCUUCUCCAAUCUCUAUCUUUUGUUUUUGCGUUAUCUUCUCCUUCCUCGCUUCUCUCCCAUGAGAAGCCUCUGUCUUUCCUCUCGAUGUCCCUCUCCGUCUCCGAAGCUGCCGCUCCUCCUCCUUUGGCUUCAGCUAUUCCUUUGCCUUUUAUAUCUUCCCUCGGAGAUUUGAUCUACCGCUUCCGUCGACAGUAGAAGAUAAGAACUGUCAGGAGAAAGAUGAAGAUCAGAAUUCCGCCGGCGGCGCUUCCAGCGAUGAUUCCGAUUAGUUUCGCUGUGAUCACAGAUCUUCUUUAUUUUUUUCUUAUCCACCAAUUUCUUGGCAAUUUAGGAAUUCAGAAACAGAAUAUUUCUUAUGGCUAUUUGUUCACCAAUUUGGGAGGUCAGCCAUUUGGUCAAGUCCCAGUUUUACUAGACGGACAUCUAAAGUUGACUGAAUCCCGAGCCAUAUCACUAUACAUCGAGAGUGCUCAUAGACAUUUAUUUUCCUCAAACUUUCCCUAAUGACAACUUUGCAGCCUCAUUUAUCCUGAAGACAGGCAGCUCAGAAUGUAAAAAUUGAGGUCAACUGAUGGGCGUCCAUAUGCUGCUGCUAGAUUCCAAGGUUAAGCUUAGGUACGUUUUAUGUGAUCAGUUUGUUUGUGAAAGUUUUGCAAAGAGAUUUCCGAAAACCCAAUUCACUCUGCUCCAGUUGCAACCAAAGGCAUAAGCGUCAAUGAACCUGUAAUAUGGAUGGUUUUGGGAGAGGUGAUGCCCGACCGAAGCGUUGUUGGUUGGAUUCUUAGGGAUGUGAAGGGAGAAAUGAAGUGUCUUAGAGGAGCCCCAUCUGUUUCGAGGUCCUUUACUGACUUGUGAGAUGAAGCAGAAGCAUUGAUAUGAUAUGGAGUGUUAUUUGUAUACUUGGGCUAUAAGAAAUUCAGCAUUUUACCACCUUGGCUCUGACCAAUGUGAAGUUAGAGGUCAGCUGUUUCAAGGAAAGUGACGUCUCAUAGUUCAAUUUAUACUUUUGUUGAUUUUGGUGGAACGAAUGGUGUUAUUUUAAUAAUGCCGAGAUCUGUUUGAUGAAUUUCUAGGAGGCUAGGAACACUGUCAAACAAGAGGGAGCCAUUUACAAGAUCAGUGGCUUUGAUGUUGCAAGAAGCAACACCCACUUUAAACUGUCAGAUUCAAACGUCCUCAUUUACUUUAACAAUCUUAAGAAGUUUUUUGAAAUAACAACUCCACUUUUUAGAUUUGGUGACUACAGACAUCAUAUGGCAUUAGCAAAUACUAAUACUCGGUUGCCAAGUAAAUUGGUGUAUUUUUAUUGUCCCAAAAAUUCGAGAUUUAUCAUACAAAGUUUAACCUUUUGCUUUGUAGACAUCCUAGGGUUUGUUGGUUUUACAUAUUUUUUGUUUACAAUCUUCAUCUACUCUUCACUACAGCUCUACAACGAUGUGUCUUAGUGUUUUUUGACGAACUGUGUCAUGCAUCUUUUCUUUGAUCGCCAUCACGUCCAUGUGCAGCAACAUUUGCAAAUCAUGGAGGGAACGAUUUUCCUGGAGAUAAAACGCCUGGUGUCAAAUAUCUUCCCUGCAGCUGCUCUGAUGGAGAAAGGUCAAAUGGUAAUGACCAGAGCAACGAAAGUGUGUAAACCCCUCGAACCUGUCGAGCCCAUCCGGUGGAGCAGCUACAGUUGCAGAAUACAAUUGUGAGCAGACUAUCAUGAUGAAGACCCGGUUCAAGUUGCAGGAAACACACUAAAGAAGGCACUCACCGAGUAAUUGCUAAGGCUAUCGAACUUGAGACCUCACUAUUUCCCUUUUGCUUCAUUGCAGUAUUGUUUAUAAAAAAAGAAAUUCAUAGUUUGUUUUGUUUCAUGGACCAUGUUUGCAACUUCUACCACAAUUAAAACUUAUUAUUACUUAUUA
Messenger RNA from Brassica napus (rape), 7143 nucleotides. Its product is annotated as phytochrome B. Bases 343 to 3852 code for a protein of 1169 amino acids. Gene Ontology annotation, biological process: detection of visible light; regulation of DNA-templated transcription; protein-tetrapyrrole linkage. The record is from RefSeq and is a predicted model, not a curated record. Gene Ontology annotation, molecular function: phosphorelay sensor kinase activity; protein homodimerization activity; photoreceptor activity. The transcript is spliced from 10 exons. NCBI's taxonomy places the organism in Eukaryota, Viridiplantae, Streptophyta, Magnoliopsida, Brassicales, Brassicaceae.